CACAAAAAUGCAGUGCAAAAAGGAUCAGACAACGGAAAAUGAACAAAAGCAAGAACAAAAGCAAGGAAAAGAGCAUGAAAUCCCUUUGUUGGCACUGAAUCAUGUUUCUCGAGUGUGCAGCUCAGUGAAAGAUUCGGUCGACUUUUACACGAAAGUUCUUGGCUUCGUGUUGAUUGAGAGGCCGGAGGCGUUUGAUUUCGACGGAGCGUGGCUGUUCAAUUAUGGAGUUGGAAUUCACUUGGUGCAUGCUAAGGAUGACGAGAAGUUGCCGCAAGAUAGGGAGAAUUUGGAUCCCAUGGACAAUCAUAUCUCCUUUCAGUGUGAGAAUAUGGAAGCCAUGGAGCAGAAGCUGAAGGAUCACAACAUUAAGUACAUAAAGAGAACAGUGGGCGAUGAAGAUGAGGGUGCAAUUGAUCAACUGUUUUUCAACGAUCCUGAUGGAUUCAUGAUCGAAAUAUGCAAUUGUGAGAAUCUGAAACUUGUCCCUCAAGGCUCAUUGGGAUACAUUAAGCUUCCAAUUGAUCGCCAUAAUCCCCCAAUCGAGUUGGAAGAUAAGGCUGGUGAUUGAGAAACAAAACCAGAACUCGAGUGAUUUUUUGUUGACGUUUUCAUUCAAGUUAGUGUCUUGGUUCUCUCUUUAUUACGAGAUUUUGGUGAUUGUAUUUGUUUUAGAUAAUUUAAUAAGACUUAAUUUGGUU
Olea europaea var. sylvestris is the source of this 698-nucleotide messenger RNA. Its product is annotated as lactoylglutathione lyase. The transcript is spliced from 2 exons. The coding region runs from base 8 to 568 and encodes 186 amino acids. The record is from RefSeq and is a predicted model, not a curated record. Lineage: Eukaryota; Viridiplantae; Streptophyta; Magnoliopsida; Lamiales; Oleaceae.